Molecule: messenger RNA, 2058 nt
Organism: Didymosphaeria variabile
Lineage: Eukaryota; Fungi; Ascomycota; Dothideomycetes; Pleosporales; Didymosphaeriaceae
Gene: wis1
Product: MAP kinase kinase Wis1
Exons: 2
Coding region: 1-2058 (685 amino acids)
Biological process (GO): cellular hyperosmotic response; MAPK cascade; protein phosphorylation
Molecular function (GO): MAP kinase kinase activity; ATP binding
Source: RefSeq, a predicted model, not a curated record
AUGGAUUCCGCCGCCUCUACCCCCAGCGACGACUUCGACUCCGAUGGUCCCUUUGACUCUCCCUCACCCUCCUCGCCCGUCAGUGGCCACGAUACGAGGCCUGGCCUUGCCCCUACUUCCCCUACAGACGGCCGUCCUCCUCCUCGUUCUGUGUCCACUGGCGCUACCGCAACCGCCAACAUGACGUUCUCUUCCACGCCGCUUGGCAAUAUCAAUGCCGCACGAAAUCCACGCGCAAACGCACCCACCAUCUCUAGCCGGGGAAGUGGUCUUAAUGUCUCGCAGGAUAUACUAGCCAGGAUACAAGCAGUCCAUCUCGGUCGACAAGGUGCGCCACCGGGCAGAGCACCGAGCCAACCUAACGUCAUGUCGCCGGGCGCUGGUGGCCCCGCAUCCCCAGGCGGUCCCAUGAUGGGCAAUCCUGGUGGUGUCCCCGCCAAUUUUCGCCUGCCUCAGCAGGCCAAACCAAGCAUGCCCAGCUUUCGUUCGGCGCCUAUCAUACCUGGUAGAACGGGUGGUGCGGCGAAACCUUCACUUGCAGAGAAGCGAGGGCUAAAGCUACCAGGUGGAUUGCCGGGAGGCCUCUCUGGAUCACCUGCACCUAGCAACGGCACCGGCGCUCCUGCUGGCAGGAAGAAGCCUGGUCUCACUCUCUCGCAGAUGAACGGCGACAAACCCCAAAAUGAACCCCCUAAGCAGGAGUCCAUGAUGGAUAAGUACGCCGAGUUCAUCGACACCAAGACUGGAAGUCUGAAAUUCAAGGGCAAAGCUGUUCUGAAUUCCGAAGGCGUACAAUUUGCAAACGGCAUCUCCUUCAAUAUAUCGUUAGACGAAGUUGACACGCUCGACGAACUGGGCAAGGGCAACUAUGGCACCGUGUAUAAAGUCAGACAUGCUCGACCCCGAAUGAGGAAACCAGGACAAGGUUUGGCAGGCAACAAGGCUGCACCUGGCUCGCCGUCGCGUAAGACCUUCGAGGGCGAGGAGUCCAGUCCGACCACCAACAAGACAUCAGGUGGGACCGGCAUCGUAAUGGCCAUGAAGGAGAUUCGGCUGGAGUUGGACGACGCUAAGUUUGCGACUAUCAUCAUGGAAUUAGACGUCCUUCACCGCUGUGUAUCCCCGUAUAUCAUCGACUUCUACGGUGCUUUCUUCCAGGAGGGUGCCGUGUACAUAUGCAUGGAAUUCAUGGAUGGCGGCUCACUAGACAAGCUAUAUGGUGACGGGGUUCCGGAGAACGUUUUACGGAAAGUCACUUUGGCCACUGUCCAAGGCCUCAAGUCGCUCAAGGACGAUCACAACAUCAUUCACCGAGACGUAAAACCUACAAACGUCCUUGUCAAUACAAGAGGUCAAAUCAAAAUCUGCGAUUUCGGCGUCAGCGGUAAUCUGGUCGCAAGUAUUGCGAAGACAAACAUUGGGUGUCAAAGUUACAUGGCACCGGAAAGAAUAUCCUCUGGUGGAAUGGCACAGGCAGGAGCAAAUCCUGGCGGUGGCACGUACAGCGUGCAGAGUGAUAUUUGGAGUCUCGGUCUCACCAUCAUCGAAUGCGCAUUAGGCCGAUAUCCGUACCCCCCAGAGACGUACAACAACAUCUUCAGUCAACUCAGCGCUAUUGUGGACGGUGAUCCUCCAGAUCUUCCCGAUGAGGGAUAUUCGGAAGCAGCUCGUGACUUUGUGCACGAUUGUUUGAACAAGAUUCCAAAGAUGCGCCCGACAUACGCAAUGCUUCUGCAACAUCCUUGGCUUGCACCUCUUAUUAAACCAGAGACUAUUACGGAAGAAGAGGAGGAGGAAGUAGAAGCUGCCGUCGCUGCUGCGCCUGACGGGGCUGCUGGCGACAAAGGCGCCCCCGAAUCGAUCGAGCCCGUACAUGACCAAGAAGUAGCAGAUUGGGUGAAAGCUGCCAUUGAAAGACGGCGGCAAGGAAAGUCAGGCAAAGGAGUUGAGAAGCCUGCCUUGCAUGCAGCACCAUUAGACGCAAUCAGCCCUCCGCUGAACGGCGGCCCCAAUGGCCUAGAUGAAGCAGUGCCGGUAGCAUCAACAGAAGCAGCAUAG